Messenger RNA from Porites lobata, 36769 nucleotides. NCBI's taxonomy places the organism in Eukaryota, Metazoa, Cnidaria, Anthozoa, Scleractinia, Poritidae. The record is from the annotation of a GenBank genome assembly.
CUCUGAAACGAUGUGAACUGUUUUCAUAAGGCUUCUGGACACGCCAGGCGGUAAUCGGGCAUCUUUGCCAAUUUCAUAUUUUUAUAGGAGUGACUCUUUGGCCUGGGAGCAUUUGAGGGUGGUUGUCUCUUUUACGUAAGCUGAAGUUUACCUUGUUAUUCGAAAGGAAACUUGUGAAAGCAUUCGUUUUCCAGCAAAUUGCUGAGCGAUUAAAUUCUGGUUUUAAGGCUUCGGAGGAGCAUUUUCUACCUGUACGAGGUAUCUGGGACAUAGUGUUUUUACUGCCUGCUAGUCAACAGCGAGAAGGAACCGUCGAGUUGUGCCAUUCUAUUGUGAAGCUUAAUUAGAAGAAAUAUCCCACGAGGCUUCUGUUUUUAGAGCUGUAUAAUAUCUUAAACAUAAAUAGAACUUGACAUUACAUAAACUAUAUUCAUCAUGGCCGACGCCGCAACAAGGAAGGAAGAGCAGCAAUCGCUGCAUCAGUCAAUGGAUUCGAUGGAUUUUAGCGCCAUCCCGGAUUUUUCUGAUAUCACCAUCGGAGAUCUUACAACUGUCAUGAAACACAGAGGAAUAGAGGCAAAAGCUUAUAUAGACGAAAAAUAUGGUGGAUUGCACAAGCUUAUACAUAAGCUACAUACUUCUACAGAGAAGGGAAUCGGUGGGUUUGCCGAAGACUUGGAGCAUCGCAGGAACGUAUUUGGAGCGAAUUAUAUUCCUCCCAAACCUCCUAAAACAUUUCUCCAGUUUCUGCUGGAUGCAUUCAAGGAUACAAUCCUCAUAAUUCUUGCCGUUGCCGCAGUCGUGUCUCUUCUGUUAGGAAUUUUUGCCCCUGAAGAAUGCGAAGGCUCGGAAGAAAACACGGGCUGGAUAGAUGGAUUUGCCAUUAUCGUCGCUGUCAUUAUUGUAGCGUUGGUCACUGCAGUAAACGAUUAUCAGAAAGAGCAACAGUUUCGAGGACUGCAAAGUAAAAUCGAAGGUGAACACAAAUUUACUGUAGUGAGACAUGGAGAACCGAUAGAAGUACUCAAUAGUGAAAUAGUGGUAGGUGAUCUUUGCCAGGUCAAAUAUGGUGAUUUAUUGCCUGCGGAUGGUAUUGUUGUUCAAUGUAAUGACCUUAAAGUUGACGAAAGUUCUCUGACUGGUGAAUCUGACCUAGUUAAAAAAGGAGAGAGAGAUCCAUUGUUGCUGGCUGGUACUCAUGUCAUGGAAGGAAGCGGUAAAAUGGUCGUUUGUGCUGUAGGUGUCAAUUCACAAACAGGUAUUAUCUUUUCAUUGCUUGGAUCACAUGGUGAGAAGGAACUCGAAAAACCAGAUAAGGAGGAUGCUGCCCCACCCCAGUCACCCAUGAUAAAGACGGAUAAACAGGAUGAAUUUGAGGAAAUUUCAUUGGAAAGGAAAGAUGAUGAUGAAGAAGAAGAUUCUGAUUCGAAUGACAAGGAAAAGAAAGAUAAAUCAGAGAAGUCUGUCCUACAGGGAAAACUGACCAAAUUGGCAGUAAGCAUUGGUUGGUUUGGUGUUGCUGCUGCCCUUCUAACAAUAAUUGUCAUGGUCUUACAGUUUAGCAUUAGAAAAUAUGUUAACGAAGGGGCUAGCUGGGAGAAUAAGCACUUGAAUGCUUAUGUUAAUGCAUUUAUUACUGGCCUGACUGUGCUGGUAGUUGCUGUUCCCGAAGGUCUGCCCCUCGCAGUAACUAUAUCAUUGGCUUUUUCUGUGAGGAAAAUGUUGGAUGAUAAUAACUUAGUCAGGCAUCUUGAUGCUUGCGAGACUAUGGGAAAUGCAACUGCUAUUUGUUCUGAUAAGACUGGAACUCUCACCACAAACCGUAUGACAGUUGUUCAGAGUUACUUAGCUGAUAAUCACUAUAAAGAAGUGCCAAGACAAGGGGAGCUUCCUCAGACACUGGUUGAAGUUCUAGUCAAGGGAAUAGCUAUAAACAGUAGCUAUGCAUCUAAUAUUUUGGUAUGUAAACAGUAGUUUGUGCAUCUGUGUUUGUUUUUACAUUCCUUGGUAUUAAUUUUGUCAUUAACACAAAUAGAGGUUAAACCUGGUGAAAUUAGUUUACAGAAGGAAAUUUCUUAGCAAAUAAUAUAAGGAAUCAUACAUGUACUCAAUCGUUCUCAACAAUUCUUAUUGAUUUGGUGUGAAAUUGUAAUAGUUCUUUGGAAUUGAAAAUAAUUCUUGGCAUUAUAUUUGGUAUUUUAUUUCUAAGAGGACCUGCAUUAUAAAUAUAGUUGUGAAGGUUUAUUUGGUUUUCUUUUAGAUACUAGUUACUUACUUUAUUUUGUGCUUUUUCUUUUUUUUAAGUGUGCAUGUCACAAAGAAUAAUGCUGUUUUACGUUAAUUCUGUGUGCAAGUCAUUGAUAAGUGCAUUUACCCCUGCUUAAUAUGCUCCUUUAGAGAUAUGAAGAAGGUAUCAAACAAAUUUCAUCAUGAAACACUAACCAUAAUAAUUUUUUGGUGAUAUUGCCGGAGCAGCAUGAAAACUAAUUUUUCAAGUUUCAGUCCAUGUCCAUAGCAACACGUGAUAGGAGACAGUUUCAAUGCCUAAGUGUAGGCUUAAAUAACAAAACUGGAUCAUUAUUUUUUUGGAAUUCAACUGAUACAAAGAUGUGUUUUAGCAUUUUAAAAAGAUGGCAAAUACUGUGACAUAGCCCCUUAAAGUCACUCCUUAACAGGGUGAAGUUUUCUGCAAUUAUUAUUGGCUAAAAUUAUCACCAUACAAUUUACAUUGUAUCAAAGUUUUCAAAAGCUGUUGGGUUAUUUUGUCUUUUUGUGAUGAGUUUCUUUUUUUAAAAUUUGUAUUUAUUGUGCUUGGUGCCAUUGAUUUUCAGUGAGCUUGCAACCAAAGAGUUAAUGAGGUGGCAGACUGUUAAGUCGAAAAUUUAUAAUUUUUGCUAUUUGUAGAAAGAAUCCCUGUGAUCUUUUUAAGGCUUAAGUUUAAAGCAUUUGCAUAGUGGUUAUAUUUUAAGGUUUUAGCUUUCAAACAGUUUUUGCCAAUGGUUAAUUUUCUGUGUCAUUAGUCAGGUGUACUUAUAUUUGAGAUGCUUUAGCUGAGGUGUGCUCUGAAGAUUAUUCAUGGCUUAACACAAUACAGUGCUUUUUUCUCGAUGAUUAAUAUACCUCGGCAUCUUUUUAUUUAAAACCAUCACUGGGGUGAAUUCCAUCUCUCUAGUUUAACUCUUAGCAAAAAUGCAUUAAAAGAAACCUGUAAUAUGCAGUUCACAUUUUAAUAAUCACUCUUUUUCAUUACCUUGACAAAUUGCAUUUUUGAUAAAUUUGGGAGAUUACUUUUAUGCAAUUCAAAAGAUUUUCCCGUAUAAUCUUCUUUUCUGGAAAAAAGUAGGAAACAUUGAUGAUACACAUGUAUUGACAGUGUUAAGUGGAUACUGGCAACUGCAGUGACGUGUGGGAUUUCAAAAUGGCAUGCUUGGCUGUAAAGCCAAAACAUGAAUUUAGUUAUUUUCAAUUUGUCCCUUUUUGCAUCAGUAAGUUUUGUAUACAUAUAAACAAGAUCAUAAUAUUUUAAGGCUUUUGCCUUUGAUCAUAGUUGCUUUUCUAAAACCGUUAUUGUCAUUUUUUUUCUGUGACAUUAAAUUUUGUCAUUCUUUGCAUAUCCUGCACAAAAAUGGUUAACCCCAAAUUAUAUCAUCUUGCAAAAGUAAUUAACUGUGUUUUAUGUGAAAAGCCAUUGCCAGGUGUUUUACAUCAUCAUUUUUUGUAGAAUAUGCAAUUUUCACAAUGUUUAGAAUUUUUCUCCUGGAAGCAAAGUGGAAGUUGGUCAAGUCAUUUUUUAUAUUCAUUUAUAAAAGAGCUUUUAAUUCAAAAAAUUGAAUAUUUUUCUUGUUGUAUUCUACAGUGUUUAAAGAUUUCAUUUUAUCCACUCGUUGGAAAGAAAAUUAAAUUUUUUUUCAAUCACACCUAUGAUAAUUAAGUGGAAAACAGUUAUUUCAGAAUAAAUUAAUACUUUUUAGACAAAAUGGACUGUAGGUUUUUUAUUACCUCAGUUAUUAGAGAUCUGUAUUCUGUUACGUGGAGUGUUAAAUAUUUACUGGCAUUUGGAAACUUAUUUUUAAUGCUUUGCAGACAGCUUUUUAGUUUGAAAAUGUGUUACUUAGUUUGCUCUUGCACUUACAGAGAAAAAAAACGGCAAAAGUAUAAAGAAGUUGUGUAAGUUUUCAAGGCAUGUUGAUCUUAGUAUAUUUCAUACCAAUGGUAAGUUAUUUGGAGGUUGAUUUACCAUGAGCUUUAGUGGCACAUGCUGGCUCCUUGGCAAGGCUGUGUCUCAGGCACCCAGUCGCCUGAGGCAACUAACAUUUGGCUUCAGGCAAAUGAAAAAAAUUUCCAGGUCGCCUGGCUGGGCACUCUCACUUUUUGUAUAGUGUUCCAGUGAAGUAGGCAGAAAAAUUUAACACGCUGGUGUUGGCUUGUUGAGUUACAGUUCACAAAAGCUUAGACGAAAUGGCUUCGUACGAAACAAAUGGGUGUGCCUCUAUGUUCAAAGGUUGUUCCAUCAUUAUUAUUAUCAUUAUUUUAAAUAAGCCAUCUUCUCUGUCUUCAGUGUGAUUGUAUAUGUAUUGAUCUUUGUUUUCAGCCUCCAGAAAGAGCUGAUGGCCUACCAAUUCAAGUGGGAAAUAAGACUGAGGGGGCACUGUUGGGUUUUGUUCUGGAAAUUGGUGAAACAUACCAAGAUUACAGAGAUCGUAACCCUGAGUCAAGUUUUGUUAAGGUGUACACUUUUAACUCCGCACGCAAAUCCAUGACCACGGCUGUGCGUCUUCCUGGUGGUGGAUACCGCAUCUACUCCAAGGGUGCAUCGGAGAUCAUUUUAGGCCGUUGUUCUUCAAUUGUUGGCAAAGAUGGAGAAAUCAGGCCAUUCACUGCUGGUGAUGCCGAGAAGAUGGUGGAGGAAGUCAUUGAGCCAAUGGCUUGUGAUGGCUUGAGGACACUUAGUUUGGCAUACAGAGAUUUUCCUGCUAAUGGAGUUCCCCCUGAGAAAGGUGUGUGAAGGGUUUCUAAAAAAUCCAACCCCUUUAACAAUAACUUUCAUUUUGCAAGAUAUGUACACACAAGUCACAGCUGAGAAAAGUUGUGAGAAUUGCCGUGUAUAUGACUGGUGGAAUGACAUAUAUAUAUGACAUAUAUUGUGGGACGUAUAAUAGAGUAUCACUAUAAGUUUUUGCAAAACAUCAGCUGAGCUUUUGGAAUUCAUCCAGGUUCCCAUUUCAGUGACAUGCAGGCUUAUUUUUUGGUAGUGAGGUGGCAAGAUUGUUCCAUGGAUCAUGGGUGGGGAAGGUAGUAACCCUGACCUUCAUUUGUGGUAAUAUUGUGACCAUCGUUGGCGGUAAAUUGUUUGAGUGUCAUAUCACGGUAGUUUGUUUGUUUGAGUCAUAACCUUUAUGUGAAUGACGUACACUGUAUGUUCUGAUGUUUAAGGAGGAGGUAUCUGUUAAAUGCUGUUGAGAUUUAGAUCUAAGGUUUAGAAAUCCAUGUAGGCUUUGUUUGAGAAGAUGUGUUGUAUGUUCAGCAGGUGAAGCCAGUGCUGCGUGUGAGCCGGAUUGGGAUAAUGAACGUGAAAUCUUAUCUCACUUGACUUGUAUUGGUGUUGUUGGUAUCGAGGAUCCAGUCAGACCUGAGGUAAGUCUAUUUUGCUAUUUUGAAAUUAAUAUAAUCAUUAUUUGGCUGGGUAGUGGGUCAAUAUUGAUUAUCAAGUUUUUUCUCUUUUUCUAAGAACCAACAUGGUAAAUUUGUGGGUUUGAAUGUUGGUUUGUAUGUUGUGUUUGUACACAAGUGAAAAGUUAAUGUUAUUCAUCAUCAGGUACCAGACGCUAUCAAAAAGUGUCAGCGUGCAGGGAUUGUGGUGCGCAUGGUAACUGGAGAUAAUGUGAAUACAGCAAGGUCUAUCGCUCAAAAGUGUGGAAUCUUGGAACCCAAUAGUGAGUUUUUGGUAUUGGAAGGAAAGGAGUUUAACAAGUGUAUCCGCGACUCAUCAGGAAAGGUGUGUAAGUCUCAAAAGUAGCUUUUACUGUUUAUAUAUGUAGUGUUCACUUAAUCUUGUUGUCAAGUUUUGAAACUACUUUGUUGUUGGAAUUUACCAGGCCUCUCUGAAAUAGUGCCAGUGGUUUAAUACAUAAAGUUGUGUAUGCUUUGUGGAUCACAAACUUGUGCCUGUCUUACCUCCUAAGAGAGAACACAGACAUAAUCUAAGACAGUCCAGGGCUUAUGCCAUGCGCCGCACACAUACAAAUCGUUUUAAGAACACUUUUAUUCCAAGUAUGUGUACAUAAUUUUUUGGACUAGUUUGUACCUAGUUAUAUAUAGAGAGUUUUUCGCAUUUUUAUAGAAAUGUUUUUUGUUAUAAUUUCAAUUAGUAUUUAUAAUUUUGGAAUUUAUUUAAUCUUAGUUUUAAGUAAUUGUAACGCAAUUCAGUCUACGGAUUGCCAUGUUCGAUAUUUUAAUAAACUAUCUAUCUAUCUAUCUAUCUAUCUAUCUAUCUAUCUAUCGUAUGCUUGUUUGGCCACAAAGUGAUGGUCUAGUCAAAGUUAGGAAAGGUUAAAUGGUGGCAUUCUUCAAAUUAGUUCCUGCCACUUCUCUUAAAUUUGAAGCUAGUACCAUACAGCAUACAAGGCUAGCCAUAUGCUCAGAAAAAUGCGGGGCACCCAACGGCUCUGUACCUUUAAAUCCAGGGUGCCCAGCAUAUAACUUGUAUCGAAAAAAGUAGAAUUUCCUUGUCAUCCAGCUGUAAAAGUAAGUCAUCACUGGCCACUUUAGGCACUGCUAGAGAACUGCUCUGAGCAUGUAUGUUCAAUUUACUGAAAAUUUGACCUUUCACCCAUCCUGCUGGAAAUUGUACCACCUUAUCAUCAAGAGAACUGGUUGACACUAUAGGUUAAUGCUGCUGUUGUUAGUUGGCAGUUUGUAGUUUCUUUUUCUUUUUCCUGAGACUAGUGAAUACUCAGCUGUUUUGUUGCAUGGGAGGUGAAAGAUCUAUCUUGCUUUCCUCAUCAGUUACCAUUCUAAUUUUACCUUUUAAGGUGAGCCAAAAGAAGUUUGAUGAGGUUUGGCCAAAUUUACGAGUAUUAGCUCGUUCAUCACCAGAGGAUAAGUACACUUUAGUGAAGGGCAUCAUUGACAGUAAGCUUAAUCCAGCACGGGAGAUUGUUGCAGUAACGGGUGAUGGUACCAAUGAUGGCCCAGCAUUGAAGAAAGCUGAUGUUGGAUUUGCAAUGGUAUGGUGGACGAGUAUUGAUUGCUCUGAUGUUAAAAUUGAAGAUUCUUAUUCUUAUUGGAUCAUGUUUUAACAGAGUACAUGUAUAUUAAUCUUUAUGAUUGUUAUUUCCUACAUAGGGUAUUGCGGGCACAGAUGUAGCUAAAGAAGCCUCUGAUAUUAUGCUCACUGACGAUAACUUCAGAAGCAUUGUUAAAGCUGUUAUGUGGGGCCGAAACGUCUAUGACAGUAUUUCAAAGUUCCUUCAGUUUCAGCUUACUGUCAACUUGGUUGCCAUUGUUGUUGCAUUUGUUGGAGCAUGUGUUGUUCAGGUAGGGUUAAUUACGCAUUUUUUCUUUGAUCAGACUUUAGUGAUGAAAGAAUUUCCUUUAAGCAACAGUAACAUCUACAUGUUAAACCAGUUAUCAAGCCAAAGCUACGUAAGUUUUAAGGCUUGAGCUUCAGUUGAAGAUUUUUAAUGAGGAGAAAAGCAAACUGUGACACUGUUUUAGUUACAUGUACCGUACCUCAUGGUUCAGUUAAUUGAAACAGGUAUCCUUUUAGCUUACCCAUUAUCUUUGAGCCAGCGUGCAAAGAAAGUAGUGUUCGAUAGCCUGGGGCUAGUGGAUUUUGCUAUUGGGCCAGUGAAUUCUGUUUUUGACUUGCCCGACGGGCAAGUGAUGUUUUCUGAGAUAUUCGAAUAACAGAAGAACUGUGAAAUCAAUUCUGGUCGCCAAAAAGCUUUUGGGGCUAGUUGAAAUGACGUCUGGGCUAGUGAAUGCUAGCUUGAGCUUGCCCCAAAAUUUUCAUGUUUUUUGUCCAACGAAAUUGGUCUCCUUUGUUUUUUCUCUCUCUCUCUCUGGCCCUUCCCUUGUUAUCCGCAUUAAUGUAGGCAUUAAAAUUUAGUCAAAAGAAAGAAUCGGCUCUGUUGUUGUUGUAUUUUGUCUCUCUAAGAGUCCAGGUGGCCAUGCAAUUUACAGUACCACCAAAAUGUGCGAGUGCUUGAAAAGCAAAAUUUCACCCCAGCGUACGUGAAUGGGGUGGAUGUACGUAAGUACAGACGAAUGGACAUGUCAGAAACAGAAUUUCUUAGAUGCAUAGAUAACCAAAUUUUCUGACCCAUGGUGCUCCGCUUAUAUUCACCAUUCUUCUUGGAGAUUUAUUCCUGUAACUUACUUUGUCUUAUUUAUAAAGUAAAUGCCCAAACUUUUUAUGGUGAUUAGGUGAGUCCCCUGACUGGAACUCAGCUUUUGUGGGUGAACCUUAUUAUGGACUCAUUUGCUUCACUGGCCCUGGCAACUGAACCACCAACAGAGGACUUGUUAACUCGUAAACCAUAUGGUCGCACAAAGCCUCUUAUCUCACGCACCAUGAUCAGGAAUAUUAUUGGACAUGCCAUCUUCCAGCUCAUUGUCCUAUUUGUUCUAGUCUUCGUGGCGGAUGAUUUAUUUGACAUUGAAGAUGGAUACUUGGAGACCACACGCUGUAAGCCCACAACCCACUCAAGUCUUGUCUUCAAUACAUUUGUAAUGUUGCAGCUUUUUAAUGAGAUCAACUCGCGUAAAGUACAUGGUGAAAGAAAUGUAUUUGAGGGCAUCACACGUAAUCCAAUUUUCCUAAUCAUCAUGGGUGGAACCUUUGUUGUACAGGUAAGAAUCUGGCUACAUAAAACAAGUGCAAAAAUUGAUAAAUGAAACAUUCCAGAUUGUUAUAUUAGAGUUUCCUCACCCCUUCUCCCUGCCCAUGAAGUUAAGCCCCUGUUUAUAUAGAGAAGAGUUGUUUUGGGUAGAACGAUCACCCGCCUAUGCCCAGCUGCCCUGCAGGUUGAGCCAACUUUUCAUACAUUUCCUUGCAAAGCUUGGCAAACCAUUUACAUUAGAAACAAAAGUUGGCUCUGCUAGAACAUUGACCACCCCCCCCAGUUAAUCCACUCUUUUAUGAUGGUAGGGAUGGUAGGGUCACCUCCCAGCCUAACCAAGUUUUCUGCGUAUGAACACUUUCACUUGCUCAGCUGGGUCAAUUCAGUCAAAGUGAGACAGUGAGGCAACAAUACAACCAUAAAGAAGUUGAUGGAAUGUUUCCCUUUUUAGAUACUUAUCAUUGAGUUCACUGGCAAGGCAUUCCAUGUUAAAGGUCUUGGAUGGGAAGAGUGGCUUUGGUGUGUAUUCCUGGGAUUUUCUGAACUCAUAUGGGGACAGCUGGUUCUUACACUUCCUAAGACUACUUUACCAAAGAUUUGUAGAUUUGGUACAAAAGAGAUUCCUCCCUCCAUUAUUCUGGAGCCAAAGGAAAAGGACAGUAAAGCUCGUCUGCUGUGGUUACGUGGCCUCACAAGACUUCAACAUCAAGUAAGAUAAUGUUUUUAAAAGGGAAUUUAAUUCAAACAACUAACUUCUAUAAGUGGCAGUCACACCAAAUUUGUUGCUUUUAAGAGUCCAGACCAACAACAUCUAACAUCUAUGAAGCAUGUAAUCUUUAAGUAACAUAUAUAUUUUUUCUUUUGCUAAUGGUGAUAACCACAGAAUACUAAAUACAGAAUUUGAUCAAUUUUUGAAACAAAUGUGCUUAUUCAUCGGGUUUUGAUGCUUAAGGUGAUAACAUACUAACACAGCAUGCUAAGCAUGUUGGUGAAUUUGUCUUUUUAGAUACGUGUUGUGAAUGCAUUCAGAAGUGCUAUUGAUGGCCGCAGUCAACGUGCAAUAGCUUCUCCUGCAGUGUUCAACUCAUUGCUGGCCCCUGUACGUACAGCAAUGGUUUAUGAUGAAUCAGAGUGUCCUACUGCUCUGGAUAGUUCUGAAGGUGGAGCCUCUGCAGUUCCCCGGUAUGCAAGUGUGGAAAGUUCUGUUUAACAGAUUACUGAGAUGUAGUAUAGUGUCCAAUAAGCUGAUGUAAUAUAAUCUGAAAAUGGUCAUUUUAGUCACAGUCAGUCUUUCGUACAUAAUAUCUCUGUACACGUCAUAUCAUUAUGUAAAAGCCAUGAACAGUCAUUACGAUCGUACAAAAGUCAUGACAAGUUUCACUCAAAAUAACUGUAACCGUACUUUCAUGGUAACUCGUAACUUACCCUCUAAUCUCUACAUGCUUGCUCUACGUAAUUAUCUAAUCGUUGUAUUUUUGUCAUCUUUUCAGUUCCUUGUAACAAUGUAAUGAGUUAGUAGAAUAAAGUAAUGAAUUUAUUUGCAUAUACUAACCUUGUGAUAAAUGUAAAAGUUAAACUAGAUAAAUCUUUGAAUUAACAUUUUCUUAAUCUGUGACAGGUGAUCGUGAUGGCUGUGGACGUCCUGGCAGGGGAGGCAGUUAAAAGUCUUCUCUCCUGCAAUAAUUACUCAUUGAAGGAGUAACUCAAUAGGACGAUAUUAAUAAAUUAUCAGUAGUUAUUCACCAGUAAGUAAUUAGGUAUUAAUUAAUCAAGUAGCCAUAACAAAAAUAGAUUAUUUUGUCAUUUUUAGCUUUGCCCACAGAUGGGCUGUGUUCUAUCAUUGCCUAAUACCCCCUUUUAAUCUUACGUGAGCAGGAAAUAUAUACUUUUUCAUUUAACUUGUAUCCUGGGCUCCGUAAAAUUAUGAAAUUUUCUAUCAUUGCCUAAUACCCCCUGGCAAAUUACUUUUAAUCUUACGUGAGCAGGAAAUAUUUACUUUUUCAUUUAACUUGUAUCCUGGGCUCCGUAAAAUUAUGAAAUUAUUUUUGUUAGAGCGCAACCUUGACAGACUAUCGCUGUAUUUUUAAUUGUUCAGCUUGAGCAAUAAAGAAUGUGUAGAUUUAACUUUCAGUAAAGGCUUGCAAACAAAUUAAUGAACAGGCAUUGUUACUGGUAUGAAAUAAAGUGGUUUAAAUUUUUUAUUAAAACAGGGAUUGAGCACUUUCGUCCGCUGAACUAUUUCUUGCUUUUUUUUAAUUUUAACUUGCUGGUGUUCUAGUUUAAGGACCGUUGUUCAUGGAAAAAGGCCUUAGUGCUGAAGACUGCUGGAUUUUCAUUACAAACUGCCUUAUGUUUUCUUGUGAUACAUAGGAACAAUUUGACAUGAGAUUGACAGUUUGUAACCUGAGUCUUUUGCAUGAACUCCUUCAGUGUUCUUCUGUAUGUUUUUUGUUUUGUUUUGUUUUGUUUUUUUUUCUUUUUUAAGUUCUAUCAAGUUUUCAGUGGUGUGAACCUUUUAUCUUUAUUGAUAAUAUUGCAUACUUAUUACUGUCAAAAAAUUCCUGGAAAUUUUGUGGAAUGUUUAUGGUGAAAUGACCGAUAACAUUAUAGAUCAGAAGAUAGGAGGAAACUGCAAACAAAGAGAAUUACUCUAGCUAGUUACAAUGUAGGUUGUGGAUAUUUCACAUUUUUUAUUGACUGUCUUAAAGAUCCUUAAAACAGUAACAUUCUAGAAAUACAUUUGGUGUUCAGGUACCCUGCGAGCAGAGGGUUCUCUCUUGCAUGUCUGUAAGUGUUAACAAUGUUGUUUGCAUUACUUUUCAGUUGCAUAGUUGGUUUGUUAUAUAUGUGAUGCGAAAAACUUCAUAAACACUAAAAACCAUUGAAGAGAGAAACCUCUGCUCCUCCUCUUUAGUGUUCGUGGUUUUCUUUGUCACCAAAAUCAGUCAUUUCGAAUCCGUGGGUUUGUAUAGGUUAUUAACCAAUCUUCUUACUCUUUUAAGACUCUCUACCAUAUUUUGCGGACAAUAUUUUUUUGUAGAAGCCGCUUUGCCUGUCCUUGUGUUUGAUAUUUUAUUACAAGUAUUGUUUUGUAGAAAAUGCUUAUUAUUUCAUGAUUCAGAGCAUUCAAGUAAACAAGUAUGUCAAAUGAUGAAAGACGAUCAAACAAAAUCACGUGACAUAGCAUUGCCUAAUUUUGGCUAUUUCCUAGGCAUUUAAGAGUUUUGUUUCCGCUAAUAAUCAGUUUCAACUGUCAUUGUUUUUUUUCUGUUGGAACAGGAAAUUCGGCAAACGUAUCAACUUACCUUAUAUUUCAAAGGCCAUUAACAGCGCGUUUUUUAUUCAGGGAAGUCAAAGAAGCCUGUCCACUCCAAAGAAUUGCCAAUAGCAGUGAAUGAUGAAAGGCUAUUUUAAGUUUAUUUUGAUUUUCACAAAUAGGGUGCCAGUAAGCAAGGAUAGAUUUCUUUUUGAAAAGAUACAAUGGCAAGCGUGUUGUUUAUUGGCUAGCAAUCAACUAUUUUGAGUAAUUAUUUAUUAUGUAUAUCCUGGUUGAAGGCUCAACAAAGAAAUUUGGAUUUUGUCUUCAUCCGUUAGUCUGUCGUAAUUAGCAUCUCUAAAGUUGGUUGGAUAUGAUUCUCCAGGUGUCUCAGAAAGCACUGUUGGUGAUAUUGAAUUUUGACAACCUUUGUUGAGGUCUUCAGCAGAGUUAUUGAUGGCCUCAUGAAAGAUGUCAAAAAUCACUGGCUUUAUAGAUACUCAACCGGCUGAUAUUCAACCCACAUAUUAUUGUACCCUUGCUUUCAGUCCAUUGGCUAGAAUACAAGUCAUUUAGAUUUUAAGGGUUAUAACUCUCUCAAUUAGCAUAUUUUAACAUCUAUAUUGUUACAUGAGUCCAUUACACUAUAGAUAUAAGUAAGUGAAUAUUAGUGCAGGGAGCUUCAAUUGUAUAGGCAUAAUUAUAGGUAUAAUAAAGGUGAUUGUAAUCUUGCAAAAUGGGUGACUUGUCUUUUCUAAUGACAGCUUAGUCUCUAAGAACGCAGGGUAGUUGAGGGCAUUAGAAGCAGGUGUCAAAAAGGGUGUGGGAUUGGGAGGAAGGGAAAAAGAAAGGGGGAUUGGAGAAACGUAAACUAGGUAGGUAUUAGCGGGAAUAUGGGAAACUCUUGGAUUUCUGUCAAAACGGACUAUUAACAAUCUGACGACAAAGUUCCUUAACAUUCCUAGCCUGUUCCAGGCUCUCAGAUAGUGGCGAUGAAGCGUAAGUAAAAGGUGCACAAAAAUGAGGCGUUGGUGGUGCCGCUGCCCUUACUCUUCCCAGUUUCCUCCCGUUUCUUUUUCGUGUGCGCGCGGACCCGACUAUCUCGGAGCCUGGAACAGGCUAAAACACUGUCACUUUAUCGACAAUUCAUAAAAUGAGAACAAAGGUAUCGAUACAUAAUGUAAAACCUUUUGUUUUCAGCGAUAAUUUCGAAAUUCAGAUAUUGGUAGCUUGACCGAACAAGCUUGGUCAGUGAAGGAUUUAUUACGUAACUGAAGAAUAUAUACCAUGUUAUUAGGUGUCCGUCCUUUUUGGGGUAUAAGCCUCUAAUAGAAUGACAGUAAAAAAAAAACAAACAAGAGCCAACAAAAGAAAAAUCAACCACAACUAAGACAAACACAAACAAAGGAAUGAUGUAAGUUAAGAGUGAUCCCCGCCCUAAUUUAGAAAAGUAAAUUGCAGACUCUUGAGAUUAGCCUGGACAUGUUUCUAGACAUUGUAAAAGUAUUCAAAACUGUACAUGAAGUUUAAACGUUCAAAAAUUAUGAAUCAAACAAUUAUCAUUCCUUAUUUGCCUAAAUGAUCAUGGUUACCUGUGCACUACACUUGGAAACACGAAAACGUUUGCCUGGCUUAGAUCAAAAAAGACUGUCCGUCGAUCUGUCAUAGACUCUUAAGUAUUCAAUCAAGUAAUAAAUCAACUAUUGUUAACUUUCAGUUGUUGUUGUAACAACUGUGUAUAACCACUGGCCGCUUCGCCUACAAACAGAUUUCACUAUCUGUGGGCUGUGUUUUAUGGUAAAAAAAGGUACAUGGAAGAGAAAAUGAUUGCCACUAACUUCCAGUCCAAGCUCGGCUUGUGCUGAAGUUUCGAGUUGCUGAGUGCUCCCUGUUCAGGUUUUAAAAGCCAGCGCGAAUCCAUCCCGACCACCUGACCUUCAUUCUAAAGGUAAUUUUUCAGUUACGCAAUGGGUGACUUUUAAAAGAAACAAUUCUUUAUUCCCAGCUUUUCUUUUUCCUGGUAGCCAAGUUUACAUUACCGGAUGGAUAAAAGCAUUUACUUUCUUCUUCAGAGCUAGCGGUCCUAGGAGUUUUCUAAAAAAAGAGUCAUGACAGCACGGAAACUUUAAGAUUGAACACUCUGGCAGCAGUCUUGUUAAACGAUGGGUAUUUAAACGAUUCUGUGAAAUUUUGUUUGACGAAGCCAAAAAAGUGUGACUUAACAUUAUUUCAGUAUUUAUACGGAAUUGGUAUUUAAACGCCACUGCACAAAGAGCACCAUUAUUUUUCUUUUGCUUUUUUUAGCUGAGUUUUAUGGAUUCAAAAAAUGCAUGAAAUAGGACUCGGCCAGUAUCCAGCAAUCUUGAGCAAACAAGCUUGCUCAUUUACUCAUUUCUUUGGUUUGAACUUUAUUUUGCUUUGUGCUUGGGCCUGGCCGGUGAUGUUGAUUUGAAACAACGGAAAUGGACCCAAUGCAAAAAUGCCUGAUGGAUUAACUUUUGUUUAAAUUAAAAUUUGCCUAGUAAGCCUCACUAUACAGUUCAAAAGGAUACCUUAUCUCAAGCGAGACUAGUCAGGUUAAUUUUGAUUUAAACGAAAGAAUAUUAAUCCGGCAGCCAUUUUGAAUUAGUUUACUUUCUUCCUGACCAGUACUUAGUCCCCCAAACGAACGGCUUUUGAAGACAACGAGUCUCGGGUGUCGUUUCGAUUGUAAUCGUUACAUGUGGUGACUGAGGUUAAGCUCUCUUUAACCUGGUUUCAAUCGUAAAAGGACAAGCUUAAUCUUGAAUAAAGGUGAGAUUUCUCGAUAAAGGACCUUAAUAAGCUAUUUUAGCUCCUUGACCUUAUCAAUCUGCAGAUUCACAUGUGACCUGACGUGUUGGAGAUUAUCGGGUUUAAAAAAAUAGCUUACGUUGGCUUAUUUUUUUCUUGGCGCAGAGAUGACGAAAGCGAAAUUUUUCAUAAUUCAGGGGGCAUAUAGAGGGUUGCAAAAUGUAUUUGAAAAUUUCUUAUAAUUGCUGUCGUUUUGGUGGUGUUAUUGUAUUCUUUCAUCGAAGUAUUAUAUUACAAAGUGGUGAUGAGUUCAGUUCUUCCGUUUACAAAACGCACUUAACGUGGGGUGUUGUCUAUGAAAGUUAGACAAACACCCACAUGUUAGCAAGAACAAUAAAUUUAAGCUUAAUUACACUUGUCUUUGCAGAUAAAUCAGACCGAAACAACAGUUCUAUUAUUAAAAUAUAUAAGCUUGUACAUGUGUAAUGAUAAUUAUUAUAUUAAUAUUGUCCGAGCUCGAACUAACGGCUGCUGUUUGUGUAUGCAAUUUUCUUUCGCCAGGUUGAUCGUUUGCACGAUCAGCAAUUGUUUUUCACCAUGGGGGACGAAGUAGAGUCCAGGUUUAUUCCUGACUUCACCAACACUCCCAAGGAGAAGUUGAUUGAUGUAAUAAGCAGUUUGCGUAGUUCUGAAGUUAUUGCAGAGAAAUUUGGAAGCGUGAAUAACAUUAUUCAUGAGCUCCAUACUUCAACCAGCAAGGGAAUUAUUGGCAUAGAGGAGGGUAUAAGGCACAGACAGGAUGUUUUCGGGAGAAAUUUCAUCCCUUUGGAUCCACCUAAAAACAUUUUUAACUAUCUGAUGUGUGCCAUGAGAGACUGGGUGAUUUUGGUGUUGUUUAUUUUUGCUUUGAUUUCUGUGAUUUUGGGUGCUGCUAACCCAGAGAAAUGUGAGGGUAAGGAUACCUUUGUUGUAGCAAUGUAUGAGGGUAUUGGAAUCCUGGGUACGGUGGUCAUCAUGAUUCUGCUGAUAGCUUUCAGUGACUAUCUGAAGGAAACUGACUUUCGCAGCCUGCACUCCAAAGUUAACAAGGAACGUAAGGUGAAUGUCAUCCGAAGUGGAAAAACGUCAAGGAUUCUAGCCAAAGAAAUUGCUGUGGGAGACUUGUGCCAGUUGAAUAAUGGAACCCUUAUCCCUGCUGAUGGAAUUAUUGUGCAUCAUAAUAGCCUUAUUGUUAAUGAAUCAGCUUUGACAGGCAAGACAGAAAUGGUACCUAAGGGAUUACACUCCAUUGUUUUUGCUGGCACCCAUGUUGUGGAGGGUAGUGGAAAGAUGAUAGUGAUGGCCGUUGGACCUAACACUCAACUCAACUUACGAAAAGCAAAGGCUCCUACAACGCCCUCAAUUGUUACAUUUAAACCAGCAUUUCCUGAUCAAGAAGACAUCAAUGAGGAGAUGAUCACUUUCGAGCACAAGGAAACUGAAUCUCAGUUGCAAGAAAAAAUUAACAAAGUCCAAGUGACUCUUGGCCGUAUCUCUGUUUUUCUAGCAUUGUUUACUGCUGUUGUUUUAAUCAUCCGUUUUAGUGUACAUAGCUUCUCAACACUACAACUGUCCUUUGAUUUCAGCCAUUUUAAUGAGUACAUCAGAGCUUUAAUAAUUGCAGUUGUUGUACUCAUCAUUGCCGUCCCAGAAGCCCUUUCUCUGGUUGUAUCCACAUCCUUGGCCUUUUGUGUCAAAAAGAUGUACCAUGACAAGGCCUUGGUGAGACAUAUUGACAUGUUAGAAACCAUGGGUAAUAUCACAAACAUUUGCUGUAACAAGACAGGUGUUCUUACUCAGAAUCGGAUGGUAGUUGCAAAGAGCUAUCUUGGAGAACAGGUGCAUGAAGGAGACCCCAGACAGUACAAGAACAACAUUCCUCACAUAUUUUUCAAUGAUCUGUGUAAAGCCAUCUCUGUUAAUACAAGCUACAUGGCAGAAAUUCAGGCAUGUUCCUUCUUAAUUUUACUUAUUUCUUGCCCAUGGCAACUCAGUGUUUCACCCAACUGUCUGUAGGAAAACCAGUUGGCCAUUUAUAAUCAUGAGUCUUGAGGAGUUGACUUUGGGACUACUGAGAGUUAAUUCUGAGUGAGCUAGAUUUCUAGUAGCCUGAGAAAACAGUGGACAGGUCAUGACAUUAUCACUGGUUUUCCUGCAAAAAACGUCUGAGAAACAAGCACGGAAUUUCCAUACUGAUGACAUGUCACCAUCCAGAUAUGGGUAAUGACACAUCAUCAGAUCACGACCCAGAUCUGGGUAGUGACAUGUACACCUCAUCAGUAAUAUCUUUGCUCAUUCCUCAGAAUUGCCAUUUCAUAGGAAAACCUGUGGUAGCCUUGCAAAAUAUCAGCUAUUUUCUCAGGCUAGAAUUCUGGGCACAACUUAAGCUAGAGGCCUCCCAAUGCAAAUCCAGUGCUAUUUUGAUAUGUGAUGCUAUUAGUCCCCUGACUCUUCAGUCACUGUCAAACUGGGUUAUAAACAUCUGCACCUUUGUUAGCAUGGCUGUUUUUUCAAGCUCUUCUCCCUUACAAGGUAUAAAUUUUACCGUGAUUAUGUUAGUAUCUUCACAUAUCAUAUGUAUAAUUUUUGACUUGGCUUUUUCAGAGAGAAGCAGAAGACAAUAUUCCAGUUCAGGCUGGAAACAGGACAGACGCUGCUCUCCUGCAAUAUCUGUUUGAGUUUGGUGUAUACUAUCAAACAUGGAGAGAUGACUAUCCAGAAGACAAGUUGGUCAGGGUGUUUGAGUUUUCUCCACAUCGCAAGUGUAUGACGACAGUUAUAGCUGACGAGGAAGAAGGAUUCAAGCUUUACUCCAAGGGUGCAAGUGAAGUACUGCUGGAACUCUGCACAUCGGUUGUAUCAACAACAGGGGAGCCAAAAGAAUUUACCAAAGAAGAUGCUGAGAAUCUUUUCAGGGAUUUUAUUGACCCAUGGCAGAAAGAAGGGCUCCGUAUACUUUGCUUAACCACAAAGAAUAUCUCAUCUUCAGGUUGUUUCUUAGACUGUUCACAGUCCUCUAUUUUCCCGUACGAUCGUCGAGAUCAAGCGCUUUGCGUUACGGGCUGCCAUCUUGCAUGAGUGUCAAAACUACUUAGUGGGCGGGGACGGUUUGGAAGGAAGCGAGAAAAGUAGAGGGACUGUAAUAACAUCACUGCAGCUCGCGUUCAGAUGGUGUGACAGGAAUUUCACUCCUUUUACCAUUCAUUAAUUAAGAAACUCCGCUAGUGAUAAAAAACAUGCCAGACACAUUCAGCAUCGAUUACGCGUGUUUACAAAUAUCUCCUUUCGAAACAGUGAUUUUAUAAUGUUUCUAGGCCAUACUUCGAAAUAAAAUCGGCAAACAUACACAAGAAAACAUUUUUCUAAUUAAAUACCAAAAAUCCUUCAUGUGUUCGCGCAAGAUGUGCCUUGUGGUAUGAAAGCGUUCGUUUUAUGGAAACAUUGACUUGUCAGUGUCGGCAACUUAAACUAAACCCGUUGUCAAUGCAAAUUAACAUCUAUUGUCUAAUGACCAAUCAAACGCCUGCAUUGCUAGUACAAAGCGCUCCGUGAAAGCGAGCUGCAGUGAUGUUAUCACAGUCCCUCUAUUUUCUCCCCCCCCCCCCUCGGUACAUUUGAAAAUCAAGAUAGCCGUGCCGGAAAGACGCAGUAUAUCUAAACAAUCUCACAAAGAAAUAGGGGACUGUGAACAGUCUAGUUGUUUCUCGUCUUUUUAUCGAGUAGAGACUGAUUAAUCUACUGGUCAAUUAAGAUCUGAGCUGUGAUGUAACAAGAAUAAUAUUUAACAUAAUAUUAAUAAUAUUUCUUAUUUUCAGAUGGUGAAAAACUUCUGGAUAAGAAAGAGAGUGAGCUUCUGACAGACCUAACACUCCAGGGGUUUGUAGGGAUAGAGGAUCCAGUUAGAGAGCAGGUACAUAAUUGUUAUUUUUUUUUAUAUAUGGCUGGUUCUGUGAGUGGGCAAGAUGAAGCGAGGCCUGUGUUGUGAUUGGCUAACUGAGCGGCUGUAGCCAUUCAGGAUUUCCCACUUUGUUUCGACAAAGUAAAAGUUCAGUUGUUUUGUAUUUGAAGUUGGAGAGAUGAAGAAGAGUGAGAGGUCCAAAUAGUAUUUCAUAUUUAAGAUGUAAUGAGCUAAAAAUGUCUAGAGCAUUCCUUUUACUGCAUAUUUAAUAAAUGCCUAAUCAGUAUUCCUAUGUACCCUAUGCAAUGGCCUAUUUUUCUGGUCAAUGCCCUGUCACUGCAGGAAUCUUUUAUAAGCAACCACUUAUAAUCUUGGCAUUUAGGAUUGUGUUAUGUCACUAACAAGAGGGUCAUUGCAUACUGGAGUCCCCUCUACUCUGUAUGUCAGUACCCACCUUGUAGAAAACUGCACCUUCCUUUACAUGUGCAGUCUGAAUCAUUAGAUGAUCAGUAAUGUGGGUUAGACUCUGAUCCCUGACUUUCUCGUGGUCUGUUUUUAUUUCAGGUGCCUGAUGCAAUAAGGAAGUGUCAAAAGGCUGGGAUUACUGUGCGCAUGGUGACAGGUGAUAAUGUCAUCACUGCCAGAUCUGUGGCUGUCAAGUGUGGUAUAAUCAGACCAAAUGAGGAAAGCCUUGUGUAUAAUGGAAAUGAAUUCAAUUCAUAUAUCAGGGAUCCAGACAGAAAGGUUAAUAAUUUAUUACUGUAUGUUGAAACAGAAAAAUUUACAUUAGAUUUUGUUUAAUGUAAAGAACUUUUAGCUUUGUUAUGAUACUCUGGUUAAUUUUUCCAGAGCUUUUGGUCAAAGUUCUCUUCAAGUUUUAACACCUGCACAGUGCAGAGUAGAAGUGGUCAUAAACAAUAAAAAAACAGUUUGAAUUGCCAGAAAAAGACAGUUUUGCUUGUCCAUAUUAGCCUUGCAAAUAAGCUUUGUUUGCGAUGUGUUGCUCUUCAACUUUGAAGGCAGAGAACUCAGCUGUAUAUUAUGAUAUUACGUAUCUGAUAGUUUCAAUUUUGAUCUUUUACUCAAACUCAUGGCAAAAUUUUGGCAAGAAGUGAUUCAUUAAUUUUAUAUCUCUUUUAAAAAUCAACUUUUACUUUAUUUUAUUUUUCCAAAUUUCAUUUCAGAUAAAUUCUGAUCGGUUCAAUGCCAUGUGGCCCAAACUGUGUGUCCUAGCACGUUCUAAACCAUCAGAUAAAUUUACACUUGUCAAAGGAAUGAUGGAGAGUACUGUAAAACCUGCUGGUGAAGUUGUGGCUGUAACAGGCUCAGGGGCUAAUGAUGGACCAGUUCUGAGAAUGGCUGAUGUUGGAUUCACUAUGGUAAUUUCCAACAAUUAUUAAUAUAGCCAUGUAGCUUUGUUUGGUGUACAGCAUUUUGUUGAAACUUCAAGUUGGUGUGUUGGUGGUCAUGUUAAGUUAGUUUUGACUUUUAUAUUUAGGAAACCUUCUUGUAAGGUGACUUCUUCAAUUACUACAAUAUUAUUGAUUACAAUGCUUUACUAAAACGUUUCCAGAAAUUGUCACCCAGGAUAUACUUCUUCAUCUCAAUGCAAAGGCCAUUAUUUUGUAACUAGUGGUAACAGUACCAUUGUGAAAAACAUGGCACUGACACUGACAGUUCUUGGCACUGACACUUCUUCACUCUCUUUGGUUGCAUUUCAGGGUGUGGCUGGUACAGAUAUUGCAAAGGAAGCCUCUGAUGUCAUUCUUUUGAAUGAUGACUUCAACAGCAUUGUUAAUGCCAUCAAGUGGGGAAGGCAUAUUUACCACACUGUCCUUAAAUUCCUGCAGUUUCAGUUCACAAUUUGCUGGGUUACUGUUAUUGUUGUGAUUAUUGGUGCUUGCAUUUUGGGGGUAAGGAUGUGCAGGAGCCUAGCUAUUGCAUGAGGCUAUUGGGAGUUUCAAAGAUAUAUUCUAUCCUGCCUCCGUGGAUUUAAGUCAUAUUAGCCCCUUCUUCAAUGUGAUGCUGGUUGAGAAAAUGUGAGACUUUCACAUUUGAGUUUAAAAUGCCCUGAAGAGCAAGUAAAUAUUUCAGAUGCAUGGUUUUUAGCAGUCUGUUCAUAGAUGAAUAGAUCGUUUAUUGUCGCAUAAAUUGAAUACUAUUGUUGGCUUAAGAGUAGCCUGUUUUAAAAAAAGAUAACGUCUGCGAAGUAUUGCCAAGAUCUUUGUUCUCGGCCCCCAACAGAGCCAAAAAAAUUUUGGAAAUGCAUUUUAAAUUUCUCUUUAACCUGAUUGGCCAAUUAAACAGUGGUGUUUUUAACAGCCAAUUGUGGCACCUUCUCAAAUCCUGGUGCACAGCUGGGGGGGAGGGGGGGGUAGAACAAGGAUUUUAGUGCUGACUUGCAGAUGGACCUAACUGUUAGAGGUUUAGUUUAUCUGUGGCACAGGCUAUAAACUGUCCCUCUGAUGUUUCAUUUUUGUAGAGGAGUCCACUGGUCGCCACUCAGUUGUUGUGGAUCAACCUCAUCAUGGACACACUGGCCUGCUUUGCAUUGACACGAGACAUGCCUAUUGAUGAACUGCUUAAUUACAAGCCAUAUGGUCGCUACAAGCCUCUUAUCUCCCGCACUUUACUCCGCAAUGUAAUAGGUCACAGUAUUUACCAACUAAUAGUGAUGUCUGUAUUGAUCUUCAAAGGAGGUGACUUGUUCGACAUUAUAGACGGCUUUCAGUCAGACACAUUUUGUUUGCCAACUCAGCACACCUCCAUUGUGUUUACAACAUUUGUGUCUAUGCAGCUGUUUAAUGAGAUCAAUGCAAGAAUGUUGCAGGAGAGAAACGUGUUCAGUGGGAUCUACGAGAACUUUUGUUUUCUUAUUAUAUGGUUUGGCCAGGCAGUGCUGCAGGUAUGUAACAGUCUCUUCUCUUUUUGCGUAGAGUUUCUCUGCCUUUGUUCAUUGGUUCUUCUGCAAUGUGUAUUUCUUGUGAGCAGCGUGCAAAGAAAGUCGUGUCCAAUAGCCGGGGGCUAGUGGAUUUUGCUAUCGGGCUAGUGAUUUUUGUUCUUAACUUACCCGAUGGGCAAGUGCUAUUGUGGGGGGAAAUGUAAAUAACAGAAGGAUCGUAAUCAAUCCUGCCAAUCAAAAAGGGUUUGGGGGCUAGCUGAAAUGACUUGUGGGCUAGUACAUGCUAGCUACAGCUUGCCCAAAUGGCAGGCUGUCAAACUCCCCUAGAAAAUGGUAGUUGGUUUAAAAUUAAGGGAAGGAAAUAGGCUCCUAAGUUAGGGCCUUUGUUCAAUUUGAGGCCAGAUUUCAUUUGCCUCAACACUGUCUGAAUUUUACAUGUGAUCUCUAAGGAAACAACGCGAUGGGCAAGGCUUGAACCAUGUUCAUCCAGAUCCGGAGUUCGACAUGUUAACCGCUCGGCCACACACGUCUCUCGAUAAAAAUAUGCGAACAUUGUGCUUAUACAUUAACUUGUUACAUGUCAAUUAUGAGUGGCUUUUGUGUCUGCAGAUUAUCAUAGUGCAGUUCUUUGACACAGCAUUUCAUGUGCAAGGCAUGGACUGGGACCAAUGGAUGUGGUGCUUGUUCUUAGGUUUCUCCGAGCUUCUGUGGGGUCAGUUGAUCUUCACUAUUCCUAAGAAUAUUCUUCCUGCUGCAUUUCGCUGUGUUGCUGUGGGUGUACCUCAAGGAAGAGGUAUUGCAUACAUCAGGAGCUGCUCUCGCAUGGAACAGCAGGUAUGGAUUCAAACGCUACUCUGAGAUAAUGCUGAUUGUUUCUUUUUUUUAAAGAAUGUUCUGUAAUGAGCGUAUUUAAGCGAAAAUGGGAAUAACAAUGAUACAGAUAACACUGUAGGGCCUCUAUAAAAUCUUUAGUUUUCAUUUUGAACAAGAAUGUAGAAUCUGUUUUUCCGUUUUUUGUUAAUCAGGACAGCGGAAUCAAGGCAUCUCUGUUGAGUCCAGUCGAUGACUUGCCUACAGGACCACAAUUUCCUGAAGUGAUCACAGAGGAGAAGAUGCCAGUAUCUGAUGGUUAAACUAGUGUUGGAAGGAAGAUAGACGUGUAGAGUAGUUGUGAUGUUAAAGCAUUUUGCUGUGCUUCCAUUGCUGUGCUUCCAUAGCCGAUUAUUUUUUGUUAAAAGUGAGUGAAACGUCUUUGAUAGUAACAGUUUCAACUUGCUUGCAUGUUGCCAAAUGCAAAGCAGUGCACUGAGCUAACUAGAGAACAUCAGACACGAAUGCGCAACACAGCUGAGUGUACCUUUGUCCCUCCCUCUCACCACCUUUUCAUAUCAUAUUCUUAUUCUCUAUGCUAAGCCAAAUAAUACCUGUUAUGUAGGCUAACAAUUGAAUAUUUUACUCCCAGUUUCCAUUUUUGGAGAAUGUGCGUGUUCUCGUUCACUCUGGAUGAAAUCCCGUUAAGAAAUUUUUGAGUUUGGAAACUUAGGGUUGGAAGGAUAAGUGAAAACAAAGGAAAUAUCCUGUUUCAAAUAUCUUUCGAUAAAUAUUCUUAAAUUUGUCUGUGUGUUUUCAGAGGUGAAGGUUAUUCUUAUGAACAUGUAUUUAUCUAUAACUUGUUUAAGCGCAUCUGGUAUGAACAGUAUUGUCAGUGUAAAAUCAAGGUAAGGGCCACGCCCAUAUUUCGUAAAUUUCGCUUUUCAGAAUGGAAAAAGAAGUUAAAGCUCAGAAGAGCUGGUUUAUAGAUUAGUUUUUCUUCAUUUUCAUUGGUCCAGGAAGUGAGCGAUGCCUUCAGAUGAAAGGAGAUGUUUACUGCUUCGUAGUUUGCUUCAUCAAGGACUGAGCGGUUACAUAGCUUGGUUGUUCGUAAAGAGCGCGUUUGUCUUUUUAAGAUAGCAAACAAUCACUGAGGAAAUAUGUGCCAGCCACCUUUUAAAGUUAAUUUGUUGUCAUCGCUAAACAAUAUUUAAAUAUAAGAUAAAAGAGAAUGUAACUUGAACCAAGGAUAAACUUGAGCGGACCAUAACGUUUAGUUGUAGAGGUUUAUUUAAGAUAGUCUAGGGCGGAUGUUGUCUAUUUUGACCAAGGAAUGGAAUAGCAAACGUCUGAUUUUAGGCUAUCAUUAAAGUAAUAUGUACUAUUUAAAUAAGGCUGUGCUCAAGAGUGUUUAUAAUAAACUUGAUGUGGAUUUGGUUUCAUAAAGGCUAAAAGCCGCAAGGUAUAUGUUUUGGCAGUUUGUAAACAUUAACAUUGCCAAUUGCCAUUUUGCAAUAAAGACGUUAAAGGUACUGAAGGUAAAUGCUUUUUGUUUAUGAUUUGGUUGGGAUGGGGGAAAAAGUGUGCCUCUUAACCCAUCCCCAUUUAUCUCGUACUUCAGUACGCGGGGUCGACAGACGGCAGUUUAUCUCUUGAGUGGUUCCACUUUUCUCUGCGAAACACCGCGACAAGUUUAGACUAAAUGUUAUCACAGAUAUGACGCAAACAUCGAGAACUGAUUACGACUUCUCGGAGAAAUUUAGAAAUAAAUCGUACAUCCAACGGACUUAACCUUUUUUAAAUUUCAUUCAAUGAUUUAAUUAGUUUUUUUCGGUUGCAAAAUAAUAACGCCAGUAAGAAGGCCGCAUCCAGGGUGGAUUAGGUAGUGCUUCAGUUAGCCGCAUGCACAAUUUCAGGAAAUACAUGAAACAAAGAAUAAAAUCUGGAGUGAAAAUGUGCGACACAUGACCCACAAACCUCAUUGAGCGUUAGUAAAGGGAAUUAGAUGACCUCGCGAGGAAAAAAAGGGAUCUUUUUUAUAUGGAGGCCCACAACUGUCACGGCAAAACCAAAAACCUCACGGAAAAAACAAAAUACCCCACGGCAAAACCAAAUACUUCACAGCAAAAGCAAAAUAGCGUUGGUUUUGCCGUGAGUAUUUGCUUUUGCCGUGAAGUAUUUGGUUUUUGCUGUGAAGUAUUUGGUUUUGCCGUGAAGUAUUUGGUUUUUCCUGUGAAGUAUUUGGUUUUGCCGUGAGGUCUUUGUUUUUGCCGUGAGGUUUUCGGUUUUGCCGUGAGGUAUUUUGUUUUUGCCGUGGGGUUUUUGGUUUUGCCAUGAGGUUUUUGGUUUUGCCGUGACAGUUCUGGGCCACCGUACCUUUUACCUUCUUGGGAUGUGAACCCAGGGUUUCCAGAUUAGAUCUACCCGGUCGGUGCUUUACAGAUUAAGCUAUGAGACCUGACGGGAGCAAGUCUUGGGGAAUUAGAAUUCUCUGCCCCGUCAUUUGUUUUAAAAUGCUGCAGGGCACAACAUAAAACAGUUAUAAGGAAGACAACUGGACCAGUUAAGGAAGCCGGUAAGGAUUUUUGUUCAUUCUUUUCGUGAUUAUGAGCGUGGUGAAGAAUGUGCAAGCACAUACUAAAUAAAACUUUUUUUUCACUGGUUCUUUCAACAGUCCGUUUCUCUAGGAAUUUGUUGGUCUGCAGUUGUUUGUCGACAGAUUGCGUGAUCAAAAUCCCCCUCGUCCCAGGCUAGGGUCAGUGAUUUCGUGCCAGCUGCUAAAAAACACACAAAAAGUAGUAUUAGUAUCAAGCUUUAUUCACGGUAUCACUUCAUUUAAAAUGCUCUUCAGUGAGCUGUUUCCAUAAAAACAGACUCUUUGAUGAUCUUUAACAGCAGCAUACCGUAAAAUUCCAAAAAUAAGCCCCGGGGCUUAUAUUUUUCAAAGGCCCUUUUUUAGGGGCUUAUUUUUGGAGGGGCUUAUAUUCGGAGAGGCUUAUGUACGGAGGGAAAUUUGCGUUUCAAAAUCGAUUUGGCUAGCUUGUAGUGGGAAGGAAAUUUACCAUUUUUGCAUUGUUUUACUUUGUAUUCGAGCGCAAAUUCCAAGUACAAGCCCCUCGGGGGGCUUAUAUUCGGAGGGGCGAUUUAACGGAGGGUUUUUUGCGUUACGAUUUUGGGGGGCUUAUAUUUGGAGGGGCUUAUUUUCGGAAUUUUACGGUAUAUUGUAUUGGUACUUGAGGAUGUGGAAUUUGCGUAAAUAUGUUAUCACAACGUGAAAAAGUUUGAAUUAGAUCUGAAGUUUAAUAGGUAAUACAAUUACUAGGCUCUGAACCAGGAUUAGGUUUGCCUGCAAAAGACAGAAAUUUUUCAGAAAUAAUGAUUUUCUUCAAGCUUACACCUGGAUAUUAUCGUAGAAUGUUCUUGACUCUUUCACGAGUUUAAUCAACUGUUUUAACCUUUGACAUGAAUAUAAUCCAUGCGCAGCAUCAACAAAGUUGUCCAAACUUCGGCGGUUGAACAAUAUCAUUCUCCUGACUAAGGCCCAGGAAAAUAAGGCAAAUUUAAGUUUACGAUAAAAAGCUGGUCCUUGCUGUUGCUCUUAUUUUAAGAAAAGUUUUGAAAUCAGUGAAGCAGCGAACCAUUUGUAUUGUGGUUUGCUCCAUAGUGAUAAUUAUUUUUGUUUUUAUAUUUGCAAUUAAAAUUAGUUAUUGAACUACAUCACGAACACUGAGCUGAAUAAGCGAACUUCGCUUUCUUCGCCAUAACAAGGUCGCGAGGUAAGGUGAAGUCUGGUUUUUACUUAUUGAUAAUGAGUAUUUUGUCGUUCAAAAUAUUAGUGAAUUUUUAUCUUCUAAAUCUAAGCUUAAGCAAUAAAAUCUCUCGAUAAUUGUUUUGUCAAGUGAUUUUAUAGUGUGUCGACGCAGUUCGUGACAUGAUUGUAAACUGAUCCGUUGUAAAUAAAGUUGUAGUGAACAUUGUCUGAAGGACACCUUUUUACAGUCACCAUGGCGGAAAAACCAAACUGCACCCCAGAUUUCUCAAACUACCAACAUCUCCGUCAGAAUUUAUCCGGCCUGAUGGCUACACGAGGAAAAGCAGCGGUUGAUCGUCUGGAACGAGAACUUGGAGGGGUAAAAGGACUCGCAAAACAACUGCAUUCGUCCACAAAAAAAGGCUUGAUUGGCAUCAAAGAUGGACUCGCGGCCCGUCGAGACGUUUUCGGUACAAACGUUACACGUCGCACGGCCGUUAAACCACCUCAAAGCUUUGCCCGAUCACUGUGUUACUCGCUUACCGAUGCUGUAUUGCUUGUUUUAAUUAUUGGAGCCUUUGCAGCUCUCGUUCUUGGGUGGUAUCACCCAGAAAUUUGUGGAGGAAUUGAACAAACACGAACUGCUUGGCAAGAAGGAUGCGGUAUUCUUGGUACUGUAGUAUUCAUCAUUUUUAUUGGCGCUAUAAGUGACUAUUUCCGAGACUAUGAGUUUUAUAAGAUGCAGAAAAGACUGGAAGAAAGCCGUAUUUGCACGGUCGUGCGAAGUGGGAAAGAAGAUAAGAUUUGCUUCCUAAACGUCAAGGUUGGAGAUCUAUGCGUCCUUAGUCCCGGUUCAAUAAUACCCGCUGAUGGAGUUCUGACUCAGAUCAAUGAAUUGGUCACAAAUGAAUCUAUCAUUGGUGGUGGAACAAGUGUUGUGAAAGGCGACGAUGAAGACCCUUUAGUGUUCGCUGGAAGUUAUGUUACAGGCGGUACUGGCAGGUUUUUGGUUCUUGCUGUUGGGGAACACACACAAGUUUAUAAUAGAGCAAAUAGCGAUGUAGGCCCGUUGUCAGGACACCAAGACCCAGCAGAUGAUGAGAAAGGGACCCUACAAGGCAAGCUGAAUAAAGCUUCAGCUAUUUUAGGCCUUAUUGGUAUAAUUGUUGGUGUAUUGGUGGCUGUAAUUAUUAUUGUUCGAUUCAGCAUCCAGACUUAUUCGGUAGACAACAAGAGCUAUGAUGAAAGUCACUGGAUCGAGUUUGUGCAAGCGAUCAUUCUUGGAAUAGUGGUUAUAAUCAUUGCUGAACCAGAAGGCUUAACACUGGCUGUCACCAUUACCCUGUCCUACUGUAUUGAUAAAAUGCAUGCCAAGAAAAUCGUGGUCAGAAAUGUUGAUGUUGUGGAAAAGAUGGGCAAUGUGACUACAAUAUGCUGUGGGAAAACGGGAGUGCUGACGGAACUAAGUGAGAUGAAUGUCACGGAACAAGUUACAGAAUGUUAUUUUGCAGAGGAGAAUCACAAAGGACAUCCAAGAUAUUACAAGGACAAACUUCCUGCAAGAUUGGUUAAGGAUCUCUGUGAUGCUAUCUCUGUUAAUACAAGUUACUCUUCCAUCGUUACGGUAAGUUGAUUAUAAUAAUCGGUAAAAUAAAAAUAGACGCAAGUAAAUAAAAUUGGUAAUUAUUUAUUUUGAAGUUUUUCUGGGAAUGUUGUGGUAAGUGCUAUAAUGUUGUAGUUAAAACUAAACCUUUUUAAUGUUAAAAUAUGCAAAUUAUUAACAGCAAUUAAAAGAUAUUGAUACAUCGCGAAAAAUUAGUUCCAAGCAAUGCAGUUUGAGCCGAUUUAAACUGUGCUAGAACAAAGUUCUUAUGCAAAGGUAUGUGCCGCAGAAGGUGAAUUCGGCAUCAUCAAGCAGAUCAAGGACCUUCGAGACGUACUAUUGACACGACAGAAACACAAGCCCGUUUGUUUGUUUGUAUAAAGUCUAUGACGUUAAUUGUAGAAUGACAGUGUUGUUUUAAACAAUGACAGGUGACCAGUGGAUUGUGACUCUUUCAGAGAUAUCACAACAAUAACUUGCGAUCUUUAGAUGUUUUAAGUGGAAAAUCCGCAAAUCUAAAAUAUGUGUAGUCACAGCUCUUUGACAGUUCAAAGCUAUAUUGUAGAACAAAUUCCUGUUUCUCAGAAAAUUGCCAGACUGGAUUUCCAGAAACAUGAGUACAUUUAAUAUUGCUGGCGCGCAUGAAUAUAGCUCAAAUCAAGUGCUUUUUAACGUUGUAUAACAAUAUAUUAGAUUAAGCCUCUCACUCCUAGUAGUUGCCAAAACACAAGUCACAAGAAAAUUCACAUUAAUCGUCGAAUAUCCUGCAAAAGUUAGUGAUUAUAAGGAAAUAAAUCACCUGGGGAAUGAAUGAAUCUUUUAUUUGUUUUUGUUGCCUGGAGGAGUGAUCCGGUUCCAAGCACAAUCAAAUUUAAAUUAAUUCAAUUCCAAUUUCAAUUCAAGUUUAUCACAGUAAAAUGAUAAAAAAAGACAUGUACAUACAAGUUACUGUAAAUUUAAUUGACAAGACGGAAGUUUCACGUCUCUUAUUUUAACUUUAUCUCUGUUUCCGUCAGGCUUCAGGCCCUCAGUGUUCCUCCAAGCAAAUAGGUGACAGAACAGAAUGUGCCCUCUUACAAUUAUCACUGGAUCUGGAAACGUAUUACCCAUUUAUACGCAAAGACCAUCCUGAAGAAUCAUUUGUUAAAGUGUUCCAUUUCUCCUCGGAACGUAAGUCCAUGACAACAGUUAUUCCUGAUGGUGAUGGCUUCAAAAUUUACUCAAAAGGCGCGCCUGAGGUUAUUCUGAAAAAGUGCGCGAGCAUUGUGCGGCGUGAUGGAAGCAUUGGAAAGUUUCUUCCAGAAGAUGAAGUCAGAAUUGAAAGAGUCGUCAAAAACAUGAAAGAGAAGAGCCAAUUGAAAGUGAUGUGUAUAGCGUACAGACUCGUAUAUCCCUCAGGUGGGUACAACGUAUUGAAUAACAGGUUUUGUGAGGCUCUCGUACCAUUAGAGUCAUUAGGGGACACUUGAAAUGACUCUAUUCUUUUCGUUUCUUUAAUUAUUUUAUGAAAGUGUUACUGCCAUUGUCAGAAAAACGUAUUCAUUUUAACUAUGGUUUACACUUUUGUUUAAAUCUAUCCCUAUCAGAGCGAAAGUAAAUAAAGGGUGUUUUGGCCCACACAACUUUUGUUGUUUUUACUAUUUAUAGGGGAGACCAGGGUACCAAACUGGGACAACGAGGAAGAAGUGACGUCACAGUUGAUUUUGCUUGGACUUGUGGGUAUCGACACGUUGGACGAAUUCGUAAGUAAAAGGGUCAAAGAAAUUUUAAAAGUUGUCAUGUCGAAGAAAAUACUAAAAUGUCUAUUGAAACAUCUAUAAAGCUUAUGGAUUUUAAUUCGAAUGCGUGUUUCUUUUUUUCUUUCAGACUCAAAGUACAAAACGUGCUGUGGAAGGAGAAUUGGGUGAAAAGACAUUUAAGAGUUUCCAAGACCGGAAGGCAUAUAAAUUAAGAAACUUCAAACAGCCCCAUUUUGUGGAGGAUCUUUGCAGAGGAAUAGCUGUCAAUACAAGUUAUUCGUCGAAUAUUGAGGUGAACAGUGCGUACGCAUACUAUUGUAGUGAAUGAAAAAAAGGACAACAUAUAUUGCGUUAUCACGUUUCUAUAAUUGACAGCGAAUAAAUUUUCCUUUGUGCAGAAUGAAGACGCAGACAAUCUUCCUAAACAUAUUGGUGACAGCGUUGAUGGGGCACUACUGCAGUUUGUACUUGAAAUAGGCGAAACUUACCAAGUAUGGAGAGAUGAAUAUCCUGAAGAUACACUGGUUCAUAAGUGGCAAAGCCCCCGGGGAGUACCCCCAAGUGAAGAGUUUACUGCUGUAGUGAUUCAUCUCAAGGAAGGAGGUGGAGCUGGUUACAAGCUGUACUGCAUGGGAGGAGUAGAUUUUGUGUUGUCUCGGUGUUCAAACAUGGUGCUUCCUUCACUGGAUAAAAAAAGGUUUGACGACGACGAUAAAAACAAAACGAGGAAGCAAAUUUCUGAUCUGGUGAAGAGAAAGCCGUCGAUUGAAGUGGUUUGUCUGGCAUCCAAAUAUUUCCCUUCUGAUGGUGAGCAUUUCUCCCUUGAUCAUUAGGCGCAAUUUACUUGUAGUAUGUGGACUUAAAAUUGAAGGCAAAUUUAUUUGCCCAAUAUUUGAAGACUAGUUUUGUCUAGUCGAAAUAUUGGGCAAUUAAAUUACCAAUCCUUAGCUGUCCGAUUAUAUUCUAUAUCACUGAUCCUAAUCUACACCAACAUCCGGCUUUCCCUCGCUUCUGUUUGUCCGAGUGGUCCUUGCAAGAAUUGUUCAGUAAGUAGACUAACGGCCCAUCAUCAGAUUGGUCAACAUCAUUGUCAUCAGGCUCAUUAUCAUCGUGUCAUCAGCGUUAUCGCCAUCAUAUUAUCAACAUCAGGCUCACCAUCAUCAUCAUCAUCAUCAGCAGCAGCAGCAGCACCAUUAUCAUCAUCGUUAGCCUGCGUAGCUGGCGGGAUUCUUGUGUCCGGGCGACUUUCUUGGCGCGGAGCCGCCACGCGAAGCGAGUAACGAAGCCGCGAGGGAAAAUCCAAAUUGACUUGUAUACCCACCCUGCUCGCGGCUCCGCCGAUAAAACAAUACAGCACUCGCACCCAGGUCCCGCCAGCUGCGCAGGCUAGAUCAUCUUCAUCGUGAACAUCAUCUUCGUAGUCGUUUUCUUGAUAGAAAGUUUGUUAAGUUUGGGUCCACCAUAUCUACCUGACCAUAAAAAUGCCAUGAGAGAGCUGGUUUUCAGUCCCAAAUCUAAAAUAUCACCAGUGUAUAGUUGGGAUGUUGAUUACUCGGACAGUUGUUUUUCAGUCCUGCUCGUUGCCUACGGAUAUGCAAGUGUCUAAACAAGAUAAAUGGUUUGCGGAGCUCUGCGAUCCCUGAUGAAUGUGUUUGUGUAAUCAAAAUCUUACUAGUCUCAGUUAAUAUUACUUACAGUAUAGUUUGUUCGAUCCUCAGACCAUAAUUGGGAUGACGAUAAUGUCUUGUCAGACCUCACAUUUGUUGGCUUUCUCGGCAUCGAAGAAACAGUUCGAUCACAGGUAUUCACCAAUUAUUGUAGUUCUGUGUUUUAGGCAAUAUGCAUGGUAUUUACAGAAAAUGUUUAGAACGCUGAACUUAUAACUAACAGUGCGUAAUAAUUUAUUGACAAAUUCACGACCACGUAGCAAACAGUGUGAUUUCCAAGCCUGAUUGUGAAAAUCCCUGCUUCAAUAAAAUGCAUGUACAUACUGAAUGUUUGUAUUCUCGGAGACUGAGUUGAGGUAACUGACCUACUUAAUGUUGGCCCGUUGGUUGCUUAAACCAAGACAGUUUUACCCAUUGAUUUGGUUUCCUGUAUUUCCUUUUGCUCAUCAGAAGUUUUAGUCAUUCGUGGUUUAUGGAGUUAGAGCCAAUUAUAUAAUCAGAUGGCAAGGAUUGAAAUGACCUCACUCAGACUCGAGUCAAGGGUUUCUUCUCAAUCAAAAUAGCUUCAAUCUCAUGUUUUCAUAGUCUUAAAUGUUUAGGAGUUGAACAUGUCUGACGAUUUCUGACAUCUCUCCCCGUCCGAGCUCCCAGUUACCUCUGAGACAACACAGGGGUUUUGGCAAAUGCGUUAUAGAAUUUUUUUUUUAAUUGUCCUGGUAAAGGUGCCGGAUGCUAUUCAAGAUUUGAACGGUGGAGGUAUUAAAGUGUGUAUGGUGACUGGUGAUAACCUGAGUUCAGCAGCUGCAUUCGGAUUCAAGAGUGGCUUGUUAUCUCCAACAAAGGAAUGGACAUAUUAUGGAUGUGACAGCAAAGUUUUAAACAAUGUAAGUUGUAUUUAUCAAAAUGAAGCAUCAAGCGGAACAAUUAGCUUCUGAUAAUCGUUGCAAUCGUUUCAAUAUUUGCAAGCCUUACCUUACAGGUUUAAAUUGCAAGGCGGAUUGCCUGGUAUAAGAUCUUAUAACACUUACAGGACAUUGAUAUCUUCCGUGUAAUCGUCUUUUGGUAGCCAGCUAUAUAAACUCUACUGAGUUAAACUGAAGUGAAAGUAAUCACAAAGUUUUUGCGUUUUCUUUUUCUAGUGAAAACAAACCCUACGUUUCUGAUAACAACUGAGCUUACUCGAUUAUUGUAUAGAAAUUGAGGAGAACAACUACAACUGAGAAUGUUAUUUGGAAACUUGUUUCCCUUAAAACUAACAUCCUUAUCAUGAGACAACCUUUCUUUCUCUGACUGAAGGGGUUGAAAAACACUAUAACAAAUUUGUCUUUACGGUUAUAUUUAUUCAUAUUUAAUUUAAUUUAAUUUAAUUUUUUCCGUUCAGGUUAAUCAAAAUGGGUUUGACGAUUUGUGGCCAAAUGGCCUUCGUAUCUUGGCAACCGCAGGUCCCGCCGAAAGACUGAAAUUUGUAAAUCACAUCAUGAACACGCGCUCUGAGCGAGAGGUUGUGGCUGUGACUGCAUCUGGUGUGAAUGAUAAUAAAGUCUUGAGAGCUGCUGACGUGGGACUCACAAUGGUAAUUGUACAUAAUAUAUGUGCAGUUGAAUUGAUAGAUUUUGCAAUAGUGGCUAAAGAAUAGAUUAAAAGUCUGAUAGAUACAUCAAUCUAUGGUCGUGAAUUAAUGUAUGUAUUUGUGAGUGAAUUGAGAGAAAGAAAGAAGGAAAUAAAGGGAGAAAGAAAGAGGGAAUGAAUGAUUGAUUGAUUGAACGAAGGAACCAAUGAAUUAAUGGACGAACGUACCAAUGGCGUUUAAAAAUAUAUUUACCCUUACUCCCGUUUGUUGCUUAUGCGCUGCCAGAAACCUGAGUCGCUUUACCGAUCUAAAGUCUAACGCGCGCAGCUUUGAGUAAGUUUAGAUAAUUGAAACAUAAGGAGUCGAUAUUAAGCCACUGCAGGCCUUGACUACUAAAACAUAUUAUGCUGAUCAGUGAAAGUUGAAACCUCCACCGGUCAUGGGCAGCUCGGUUCAUUGUUCGCCGUGCUCAGCUUAUCAUGAUUCUCUGUCCCGGUAUCGUAGGGUGUGUCAGGCACAGAUGUAGCAAAGGAAUCAGCAGAUGUAAUACUUCAGGAUGAUAAUUUUUCCAGUAUUGUUAAAGCUGUUAAGUGGGGGAGAAACAUGUACGAAACAAUUCUCAAGUAUUUGCAGUUCCAGUUCACUGUCACCUGGGUCGCUAUUAUCGUGGUGGUUGUUGGAGCUUGUGUAACAACGGUUUGUAUGCAUUUUACCAUCUUUAUUGCAUCCGCAUGCUGUAGAGGUUCUCAACGCAAGGUUAAGGAGCGCGUGAAAAUGAACAAUUUUAAUUCAACGUGUUAAAAAUACAAAAAACGCCUCUAGUUUGUUCCUUGGGAUAGUAUGACUUCGUCACCUCGUGCGAUUUCUAACCACACCAUAAGUUGUUAUUCGGGCUUGUUCCAUCACAUAACAUCACAUAAGUAAAACCCAUCUACUCUCAAAAAUUUAAAAAAUGCCCAACUGUAUAUUCUCCUUUCUCGCCAUCCUUUCUUUACCAUGGCAUGGCGGGGGAUGGGGAGUGUGUUGCAGGGUUGCCAAUGAGAAAGAAACAAUCUUGAAUUAUCAUGUCCUAGAUUCAAAUCACCUCCUUGAUUGUAGAAGUAUCUACGUUUCAAGGAGAAAUUUGUUGCUUAUCACCGAAGUACCUAUUUAAAGGAGAGUGAGAUUCUUUGCUUAACAGCUACUUGCAGCGCCCCUAGGUAAGGUACGGUAAAACUGUAUAGCCACUCUUUUUAUAUUUUUUACAGCGAAGUCCACUAUCAGCUACUCAGCUUCUUUGGGCCAACCUUAUCAUGGAUGGAUUGGCUUCUUUGGCCCUAACACGUGACCCACCAUCCAAUGAAGUGCUGACUCAUAAGCCAUAUGGUCGCCACAAGCCCCUGGUUUCACGCGCUGUCAUUAAGAAUGUGAUUCUUCACUCCAUAUUUCAGUUGACCGUCAUGUUUGUGUUGAUUUUUGUAUUUCCUGAUUUCCUGGACAUGAGAGAUGGUUACGACGAGUCCAGUGUCUGCCGUCCAACACAGCACGGCACCAUGGUUUUUACCACCUUUAUUUUCAUGCAAUUGUUUAAUGAAAUCAACUGCAGGCGAGUUCAGGACCGAAACGUUUUUUAUGGUCUUUUGUAUGCGCGGAAGCUGAAGGAUAUUAACGUCGUUUUUAUAAUCAUCUGGAUUCUUUCAUUUGGUACACAGGUAAAGCACAGUUCGACGGUUAUUACACGUUAAAAUGCUAACUGAAGAGGACCAUCCCCCAGUAGAAUCUGCCCUCAAUUAAUUGCACCAAUAAUACAACACAAACUGCAUUGGAGAAAAUGUACUUAGACUUUCAAAGUUUUAAAGACGUGAUAUCUUUUUCUUACAAAUGAGGAAGAGAUUCCUUGUAAAGGUUGGCAUUAAGAGGUUUAACACUUUGUACGGUACUUUUUUAGUUCUAGCCUGCAUAGCAGGUGUCGAAUGGGGUAGAGGAUUGGGAGGAAGGGAAAAAGGGAGGGGGAUUGGGGGAGAGGGUAUUAAAGGGACCUUCCUUUCUUUUCCCUUUCGCGCUUUUCUCCUUCUCCAACUCCCCCUUCCCCUUCCCCUUCCCCUCCCCCUUCCCCUUCCCCCUUCCUUUUUGCGCCUGCCACGCAGGCUUAGUUCCGCAAACACCCGUCAUCGGUUUCUGCACCGUUCGAGCCCAGGGAAACCACAAAUUGCCCAUGUCCCCUUGAUUUUCAUUCUCUCGAAAGUCUAUGAGUUGGCAAAUUUACUUUAUCAAUUAAGUUGAUCAAACCACAUUUUUAAACUGGCUUAAUGUUGACCCUUGAUCUUUUACAGCUGAUUAUUGUAGAGUUCUUCACUUACUCCUUCCGUGUUGUUGAUAUGGACUGGGAUCAGUGGAUGUGGUGUUUGUUUUUCGGGUUUUCCGAGCUAAUCUGGGGGCAAUUGGUAUUUACGGUUCCAAAGUCAGUGAUUCCACGUCAGAUAAGAUGCUGCUCUGAUGGAAUAUCCAGUAACAAAGCAAGCUGCUGGAAAAAACUUGCCCGCAUCCGUGGUAUUUCUAAAGUUCGUAAACAGGUCAGUCUGGUUUUUAACGGAUCUGGGGCCCGUUUCUCGAAAGUUCCGAUAAUUAACGGGCCCGGUAAGCUGUCUCCGUUUACAGUAAAGAUCGAGGUUUCAAUAGUUUUGCAUCUAACAUGAUCAAACUGUCAGUUAAUGAAACUAAAUGGAGUAGUUUGCUAGCCAGGACCCGCGCUCUUAUUCUUUAUAUUUCGAUUUGAAUAUUUGAUUUCGGGCCCGUAAAGUUACCGGGACUUUCGAGAAACGGGCCCCUGAUGCUUUGGCGAAGUAAUGCCUUUGUUUCUCAGUCAAUCAAACUUCUCGUUAUUCUUUUAGAACCAAACGAUGUACAAGUAUGGAAAUCAAAAUGGUGUGAGAUCCUUUGAGAACACAGUUACUCCCGAGGGCUCAGAAGAAUUCAGAAUGGCAGAGUUGCCUUAAUUAGCUGGAGUCAAUUUACAUUAAUUAUAUGGGACUGCUAUAACCGAAACCAAGAGGCUCGUUAUUUUGAUGAACGAAAAGGUUAAAAAUAGUAUAAUUUUCGUACUGCCAGUGAUCAGGUUCCUGAAGUAUAACCAUACCAAAGAAAAUUGUUGAAUAUUUCUUUCUUCAGAUCAUGUAUAAAAUGAUGAAGACUUAUGCUAAUAGUUUAGGGAUUUUAUCGCUUCGUUAGGCGGAACCUUAUUUACCAGUUGUGGUUCACUUUCACCCUCGACAUCUUCCACUCAACCUCCCCCCACUGAAAGAAAAAUAGUUUUCGGUAAAUGGUAUUUCCUUACAGUUAAGUUGGUAAAAAGCUUACAAUUGUAGGGAGUUUUCAGGUUAACCACUCUUUCAGUUUUUGUAUUUAAUUUGUAUGAACCAUGAUACCUUCUAUGAUAAACAUCCAUUCUAAUGAACCAACUUGUAAACAAAAAAUUCGCGAUAAAUCCGACAAUGCGGGCACCAUACGUUAUCCACUCGGUAUAGAGAUAUACGUCAAUUUCUCGCCAUUAGCCUGUCCUUAUUUUAAAAUAAAUAAUUUACUCGCGUGCUUUAAUAUAUCGUAAAGAUAAAAUAGCCCGAACUUAGUUGAAAAUAGUAGGAAAACAGCUUUGUUCUAGAAGCUGAUAAAAUAAGCUUAUCGUACGCAUUUAAUGCUGUGCUAAUGUACUGGAAUUGUAGAGUUUUGUAUUUUUAUCCAGUUAUUGUUUGCAAAACAAAUAGAACAGCCUUACGUAUCUCCUUAGAACUCUGCAUCACGUUGUUGAUAAUAAAUGAUAACAAAACAAAGCUAAUGGUCUGUAAAAACUAAAGAAUUUAUUUUACAGUUUUAUAAUGCUUUCACUGAAAAAAAGUGAAGGGAGAUUGUUUCACUACCUCCCAACUGCAACCUCUUCCUUGAG